UGAUAUUUCAUCUUCUUCAGCGCCGAUCUCUCUCUCUCUCUCUCAUGGCGAAAACCCUAGAAUCUCUUCUCUCUCACGCAAAUGCGCGCUUGAAGUCACUCUCCGAAGCUUCUCUAAGAAGAUCCCGCUAUUUUUCCUGCUUCUCAACCACCAGCAGCUGCCAGAUUAGGGAAGGUAAUGUGGAAAGCUGAUAUUUUCUGGUGAUGAUUGGCUGAUUGUGGAAUCAUGUCGACGAGUGCUAAGUCGAAGCUUGACAAGAUGAAAGUGAAAGUGGUUUUUCGGAUCCAGUUCCAUGCUACUCAUAUUCCACAACCAGGGUGGGACAAAUUGUUCGUGUCCUUCAUUCCUGCUGAUUCUGGAAAGGUAACAGGAAAGACAACCAAAGCAAACGUGAGGAAUGGGAGUUGCAAAUGGUCAGAUCCUAUCUAUGAGACGACACAACUUCUCCAAGACGCUAAAACAAAAAAAUAUGACGAAAAGAUGUAUAAGCUUGUGGUGUCAAUGGGUUCUUCUCGGGCUAGCCUCGGUGAAGCAAACAUCAACCUUGCUGAUUAUGCAGAUGCAUCGAAGCCAUCUUCUGUUGUGCUGCCUCUUCAAGGAUGCAACUUUGGAUCUGUUUUACAUGUCACUAUCCAGCUGCUCACUUCUAAAACUGGUUUUAGAGAAUUUGAGCAACAAAGGGAGCUCAGAGAGAAGGGUUUCCGGGCAAUCACCAACCAGAGUGUUCAUGAUGAACCUGCUGGAGAAGUUUCAUCUUCUGCAGAAACAGCCAAUGAUCAGAUAGUUGAGGUGAAUGCAAGGGUUAGAUUUAAAUCAGACUCUGCUGAGCUUCCUUCACUUGAAGAAGAGGGGGAAUUGAAUGAAGAUUACAUGGACUCAGCUGUUGGAAUUGAUGGUUCAUCUCAUACUUCAGAAAGUUUGUAUGCCGAGAAACAUGAUAUUUCCAGUAUCCAUGAAGUUGAUAGCCUUAGGAGUGCAAUCUCUGUUGAAUUAGGUGGAUCUUCUCUAAGCCAAAGCCCUCGGCCUGACAAUGGAGACCAAUGUGAUCCUCGCCUCGCGGCACAAGGGAGCAGUGACUGGGUUCAUGGAUGGAGUUCAGAUUAUUCAGUGGACAAUGAUUUAGCCACUGCUUAUGAGGAAAAUAGUAGACUUAGAGGAAGCUUGGAGGUAGCUGAGUCAUCUAUUUCAGACCUUAAGCUGGAAGUGAGCUCUUUACAAAGCCAGGCUGAUGUUUUAGGCACAGAAACACAAAGGUUUGCCCAGGAACUUGCUGCAGAUAUUGCUUUAGGAGAAGAACUGUCAAGAGAAGUUUCUAUACUGAAAUCCGACUGUACAAAACUCAAAGGUGAUAUUGAAAAACUCAAACAUUCCAAAGCAAGACAGCAUUUUCAUAGCACAGAAACUGAAUUGCUGAGCAAAGAGGUGUGCUGGACAAAGUGUGACCUGUUGGAGGGUUCUUCAUUUGAUAGUAAGAUUGGGGCAAAUGAUAUUGGAAAAUAUCAAGAUUGCUUAGCACAUGAUGUACAGAUGAGGUUGCGACAGGGACUGUCGCUUAUGGAGGAUACAGUACGAGCAAUUCAGAACAAGGCAUGCCAAGAUCAGGGAAUGGACUUGGCCUUCCUUCAGCCUGACCUAGAGGCAUUGGAAUCUGUUGUGCAAGGUCUUAAAGAAGGAAUCUGGCAAGUGACUCCUCUGCAAAAUAUACGAACAGGAGAAAGAACCAGUGUUAAGGCAGUUGGAGUAAUGGGUGUAAACUCUGAGCAGGCUGUCUGGGGAGAUGGGCCAAAGGGGUGUGAUGCAGAAUGUUUUCCCUCUAAAGGCACGGUUAAUUCUGUAGGUACAUCUCUUCAAGUGUUGCAGGAACUUGACCCCCUAAAAAAUGACCUAGAAGCUGCUGAUGUGACUAACAAAAAAUUUUCUGAACUUUCAAGUGAGUUAGAACAGAGCAAAGCUGAACGUGAAAAUCUCAUGAGAAAAAUUGACCAGAUGGAGUGCUACUAUGAAGCAGUCAUUCAGGAGCUCAAGGAAUGUCAGAAACAAAUGCUAGAUGAGUUGCAGAACCUCAGACAUGAGCAUUCUGCUUGCAUUUACACAGUAUCUGAUUUAAAAAGUCAGAUUAAUGGAAUGCACCAAGACAUUAAUGAGCAGCUCCAAAGAUCUGCCGAAGACAGGUGUAACUUAGAUGAUCUUAACAGGGAGCUUGAGAAGAGGGCCAUUGCCUCCGAGACAACACUAAAAAGGGCCUGCUGGAACUAUUCUAUUGCUGUUGGCCAGCUACAAAAGGACCUUGAACUGCUCUCUUUCCAGGUCGUUUCUCUGUUUGAAACAAAUGAGAAACUUGCUCAGCAAGCUUUUACAGAAGUUUCCCAACUAGGUUUUCGGGAAUAUAUUGAAGAGCCUUCUGACGAUGUACACUCAUGCUUGCAGAAGGAUGAUUCUGAAUCUGCACUCCUGAAAGCACAUCAUGAAGCAAAGUUGCAUGAAGUUCAAGCAGACACUGUCAUAUCUGGGGAAACCAAGCCUAAACUGCCUCCAAAGCAGAAUGUUCCGUCUGUGGAGCUCAGUGAAAGGCCUAAGAAGCUGUUGAAUGAAGACAUUCUUUGUGAGGAAGUGAAAAGAUCCCUUCAUUUGCAGGAAGAGCUCCACCAGGAGGCAGAACAAGAAAUUUCUGAAAUGCAUGAGCUGAACUUGCGUUUGGAAGUAUUUUCAAAAGUCCUACAAGAAUCUCUGCGUGAAGCGAAUGUUGGAAUUAGGCUCAUAAAGAAAGAGAGGGAUGAAUUUGCACAGCAGCUAGAACAUUCUGCUGAGGUUGAGUUGCUGAUGCUUAAGCUGCAGGCUGCACUGGACGAGGUAGAAACUCUGAGGGAAUCUGAGGCCAAGUGCAUCAUCAAAUGCGAUGAUUUGGCAUUGAAAAAUCAUACCCUGGAAGUGAAACUAAAAAGUAUUUCAGAUGAGAAUUGUCUUCUUACUCAAAAUGUUACAGAAUGCGAUAUAUUAUUUGAUGAGUGCGCAAGUUAUAGAAGCAAGCAUGAGGCUUGCUCUGCAGAAAAGAAUGGCCUAGAAAAUGCACUGAAACAGGAAAGCUUAGAAAAAAGUCAUCUUCAGAGGGAAAAUAUCUCUCUAGUUGAAGAAUUGAAAGCCUUGCAAGCAGAAUUUGAUAAACAGUUGUCUGUGAAAGAUAGUCUGGAGAAAACUGUUGCUUUCAUGCAAGAUAGGUUGGGGGAUCUGAGGUCUAGAAUGGUUUCCUAUAAUGAGCAAACCAAUGGACCAACCCUUUUUAGUAAAUCUAUGCAGCAAGAAUCAGAGGAUGAGAACUUCAUGACCAUCUUCUUGCAUUUGGAAGAGCUUCAGCAGAGUGCAUAUAUAAAGAUUCUUCAACUCAGUGAAGAGAAGCAGGAACUGAAACAAAAGUUUGAAUCUGAUCUCAGAGAUAUGGCAACUAAGCUAGAUAUGGCAAACACACAUGCAGAAAAGCUUCGGAUAGAGCUUCAAGAUGUUGAAGAUAAACUUACGAUAAGAUCAGAAGUGGCAGAAAAAUAUGCAGAGCAGAACAGAGAGCUGUCUUCAAAACUCGAUGUCUUGGAAACCAAGCUGCAGCAUGUUACUAGUGAAAACAAGGACCUUGCUCAAAAGAUCCUGACUCUUGAUUGCGUCAACAGGGAACUGGAGAAGACAAAAUUGUCCGUUAUGGAUUGUAUGCAGGAAAACAAAGCUUUAAUGAUAUCUUUACAGGCUGGGAAUGAGGCAUCUCUCCAACUGGAGAAAGAGAUUAGUGGCUUAAAAGAAAGUUUGAGAUGUGCGCAUGAUGAAUUGCAGUCUGAUAGAGGCUUGAGAGGUGAAUCGGAGGCUACAGUUAGAGAUCUUACCUCUCAAUUGAACGUGAAACAUGAGCAGGUGCUAUCUUUUGAUGAUCAGAAAGCUGCCUUGGUCCAUCUCAGGCAACAGUUAUUGGAUCUGGAAUUGGAGAAGUCAAGAGUGAGGAAUCUCUUGUUGCAUAGUGAGGAAUGCCAAAGAAAGGUGGAUGAAGAUGAUUCAUCCCUUCGUCUUAAAGUUAUGGAUCUGGAAACUUAUUUGGAAACCAUGCAUGCAUACCUGUUAGCUGCUGAAGUUGAAGUUGUUUUCACAGAAAAUCAGUUCUGGAGUAGGGUGCAGGAGCUUCUUGAAAGACUAAGCUCUUUAGAGAGGUGCAAUGAGGAUCUUCUUUUGAAGCACCUGGAUGUAGUGACCAAGCUGAAUGGUCACAUGGCUGGCGAAGCACAAUGCAUUGAAGAAAAUGCAAAAUUGAUGAUGGCUCUCCAGUCGUUGAAGUCUGAGUUGGAAACCAAUGUCAGUGAGAAGAGAGAGCUUGCUGAUUACGUGGAUAAAAGAAGUUCUAUGUGGGCUGAACUCGAGAAUUGUAAGACUAUGGCAGUCGUGGUGGAAGCUGAAGCUAGUCAAGAGAAGCAUAGGCAGAUUGAACAAUUGAAAAGCAUGCUGAUGAGUUCUGAAGAAGAGAUGGAUAAUCUGCAGUCUUGUAGGGAUGAGCUGGAAAUCACAGUUAUAGUCCUUAGAUCCAAGUUGGAUGAACAAGCUGCCCAGUUAUCAUUGCUGCAGGAAUAUGAGGAUGAGCUGAUGAAGUUACGGCAUGAGGAAAAGCUUCAGAUAGAGCUUCAAGAUGGUGGAAAAGAUGCAGCAAACAUUGUUGCUGCAGAUGAUGUAAAUAAGGUGGAUAGGCUGACUUUCUCAGACAGUGCUAAUAUGUUGAGCUCAUUCAGAGAAGCAAAAGAUGCAUCACUAGUUUCCACGGAUGAAAUGAAAUCGCAUUCCUUAGAGUUGGGAAGGAUGAAAAAUGAAUAUGUGGCUUCACUUCUUCCAGAAGAUGAGCAUCAUUCAGCCCCAGGCUUUCAUGGUUUACAAGGAGAACUGUUGCAAUUACACAUGGCAAAUGAACGAUUGGGAAGCAUAUUUCCUUUAUUUAACAAAUUUUCAGGCAGUGGGAAUGCACUAGAAAGGGUACUUGCGCUGGAAAUCGAGCUUGCUGAAGCAUUGCAAGCAAAGAAGAAUUCAAGCAUUCAUUUUCAGAGUUCAUUCCUCAAACAGCAUAAUGAUGAAGAAGCGAUAUUCAAGAGCUUCAGAGACAUCAAUGACCUGAUCAAAGACACGCUCGAAGUGAAGAGCAGGUAUGCAGCGGUAGAGACCGAGCUGAAAGACAUGCAGGAACGCUACUCCCAACUCAGCCUGCAGUUUGCAGAGGUGGAGGGAGAGAGACAAGAACUGGUUAUGGCACUCAAGAAUGUAAGGCCGCCCAGGAAACCCUAGACAUCAUCAUUACUUCUUCUCAGGAAGUUUGGAAUUUCAAGUUGCGUGCCGCUUGGGGCUGCCCAUCCAUGGGCCCAGUCCUAUACCCUCUGAAGAAAAAUGAUAAGGGCAUCAUUUUGGAUCUGCCAUGAGCUGUAAUUAUGAGUACUGUAAGCUGGGAUAUGCAUAAUAAAACACACUGCAUUUAUCAUCGGUGGUCGGCAAAUCGAAUGGAUUUAUCGACACUGUUCACGUAUACAAUGUGUAUGAUAAUUGUUCAUAUGUGGGUCUGUAAUAUAUAUUGCAUGAUGUACAUUUGGGUCAUAUUCUUUGGUUUGAUCUUAUGGCUCUUUUUAAAGGAAAUGUGUUUUUUGGAGGCAGAUGCGUUUGUGUAAAGAGCUAUCGUUAGUAAUGCAGGAUUGUUUUUUUGCAUCAAAGGAAUUUGUUUGCUUGCAGGUUUUA
This is a messenger RNA of Magnolia sinica, 5739 nucleotides long. RefSeq lists its product as uncharacterized. The transcript is spliced from 10 exons. Bases 226 to 5298 code for a protein of 1690 amino acids. Lineage: Eukaryota; Viridiplantae; Streptophyta; Magnoliopsida; Magnoliales; Magnoliaceae. The record is from RefSeq and is a predicted model, not a curated record.